Molossus molossus (Pallas's mastiff bat) is the source of this 1128-nucleotide messenger RNA. RefSeq names its product serine-threonine kinase receptor-associated protein-like. The record is from RefSeq and is a predicted model, not a curated record. Gene Ontology annotation, biological process: spliceosomal snRNP assembly. Gene Ontology annotation, molecular function: protein binding; RNA binding. Gene Ontology annotation, cellular component: SMN complex. Lineage: Eukaryota; Metazoa; Chordata; Mammalia; Chiroptera; Molossidae.
AUGAGUAACUUCCGCCGGUGGCGGUGUGGACGCACGUGCAAAGAUGGUAAACCUAUGCUACGUCAGGGGGACACAGGAGACUGGAUUGGAACUUUUUUGGGUCAUAAGGGUGCCGUUUGGGGUGCAACAUUGAAUAAGGAUGCCACCAAAGCAGCUACAGCAGCUGCAGAUUUCACAGCCAAAGUAUGGGAUGCUGUCUCAGGAGGUGAGUUGAUGACCCUGGCUCAUAAACACAUUGUCAAGUCUGUGGAUUUUACGCAGGAUAGUAAUUACUUGUUAACUGGGGGACAGGAUAAACUGUUACGCAUAUAUGACUUGAACAAACCUGAAGCAGAACCUAAAGAAAUCAGUGGUCAUACCUCUGGUAUUAAAAAGGUUCUAUGGUGCAGUGAGGAUAAACAGAUUCUUUCAGCUGAUGAUAAAACUGUCCGCCUUUGGGAUCAUUCUACUGUGACAGAAGUGAAAUCUCUAAGUUUGAAUAUGUCUGUUAGCAGUAUGGAAUAUAUUCCUGAGGGAGAGAUCUUGGUAAUAACUUAUGGACGAUCUAUUGCUUUUCAUAGUGCAGUAAGUUUGGACCCAAUUAAAUCCUUUGAAGCUCCUGCGCCCAUGAACUCUGCAUCUCUUCAUCCUGAGAAAGAAUUUCUUGUUGCAGGUGGUGAAGACUUUAAACUUUAUAAGUAUGAUUAUAAUAGUGGAGAAGAAUUAGAAUCCUACAAAGGACACUUUGGUCCUAUUCACUGCGUGAGAUUUAGUCCUGAUGGAGAACUCUAUGCCAGUAGUUCUGAAGAUGGAACUUGGAGAUUAUGGCAAACUGUAGUAGGAAAAACAUAUGGCCUUUAAUGUGUGCUUCCUGAAGAAGAUAGUGGUGAGAUGGCAAAGCCAAAGAUCAGUUUUCCAGAGACAGCAGAAGAGGAGCUAGAAGAAAUUGCUUCAGAGAAUUCAGAUUCCAUCUGUAGUUCAACUCCUGAAGUGAAGGCCUGAGUAUCAUGCAUAUGCCUCAAAUAGUAUGCACCGUACGGACUGAAACGAGCAAGCAGAGAAAAGCAUCCGCCUUUCAGAGUUGGUCUCUGCUUAAGACAAACAUGGAGCAGUAAAUAAUGAGGAGUAUGAAUUAGCUCCAGUGUGGAC